CGACUAAAAUUUUCUAAUACGAAAAACUGGAUUUUUUUUUGUGCGGCCAGCGCCGUGUAGUGCUGUAAAGUGAAUAAACUUCGCUGCCGGUAGAGUUGAUAAACUCCAAAUUCUAGCUGUUGUUAUUCUAUUCCCAAAAGAAGAAGAGAAACACGCACAUUUUCUACAUUCUGUAAAACGAAUAAAAUUUUGUACCGCAAAGAACACGAAAUAUCAACAAAGCAACUAAAAUGCCGCGACCCCCGAAAAGAGCACACUUGGAUGAAGAGGAGGAGCAUGCCAAGGAAGAGCAUCCCCAAGAGCAAUCUGCUUCAGAAGGCGACAACCAAAUCAAAGACGUCGAGGCUUUCACAAACCAAGCUUUCAAGAACGUAGUGGCAGCCACAAGAGCCGCCAAUGCCUUUCCACAGGGAACCGCCCGGGCCCUGUAUUUGAGCUAUCCGGGUUAUGCACGUGUCAUGGACGACCUGUCCCAACGGGUGGUUGGACUAAUCGGCAAUGUGCUUCAGGCCAAGCAGAUCAAGGGUGACAUUACAAAACGUCAACUGGAUGAGCAGUUUGAGAUGGUGCAGGAGUGCAACGACAUACUGUUUGAGCGCAUUACAACCAACUUGGACAUUAAGAGCGGUCUGCGCAGGAAUCCCCACCAGGUGGUGGAGGCUCAGGUAGACGUGAUGAGCAGCGCAACAUCAGCAGAGCCAGCAGCUGCUUCUCCACAAACGCAGGAGGCACCAAAGGCGGGCAGCUGGAAUAGAACGACUGGAACGCCUCAACGUAACAUGGUUUCUGCCCGCCUCUUCACCGCCAAAAACAUUGUGCGCCCGCAGACUCAGUUUAAGGAGCCAGUAGACAACAGUGCCCAGAACCCAUUCACUCCAACACUAAAGGAAAAGCCAAACUCGCUGAAGCCACUGGCCUUGCUGCCCGAAUACGAUGAGGCUGGCAAUAUCCAAUCCUACCUCCAUCCCUACGAGUUCGAGCUGCUAAAGUUUCAGCCCCCAGCGAAACAACUUCAAAAGCAAAAGCCAGUGCUACCUGCUCCGAUGGCAGAUACCGAACUGAUGCUAGUGGACACCGUCGAAAAACUAAAGCAGGCCUUGGAGGAAUUAAGACAAGCCUCCGAGAUCGCCAUCGAUGUCGAACACCACUCGUAUCGCACCUUUAUGGGCAUCACUUGCCUGGUCCAGAUGUCUACUCGCUCCAAAGAUUAUAUUUUUGAUACCCUGAAGCUGCGUGAAGAGAUGCAUAUACUUAAUCUGGUACUCACCGAUCCCAAGAAACUGAAGAUACUUCAUGGCGCCGAUUUGGAUAUUGAGUGGCUGCAGCGGGACCUGUCGCUGUAUAUCGUCAACAUGUUCGACACCCAUCGGGCAGCCAAAGCUUUAAAUAUUGCCCGGUUAUCGCUGGCCUUCCUGCUGAAGUACUACCUUGAUUUGGAUGUGGACAAGAGCCUGCAACUGGCCGAUUGGCGGAUGAGACCAUUGCCUCAGCAACUGGUGGACUAUGCCCGUCAGGAUACCCAUUUUCUGAUAUACGUUUACGAAAGGAUGACAAACGACCUGCUCCAGCAGCAGGCGGACCCGGGAUUGCUGAACAGUGUAUAUCAAAUGAGCACGGAUGUGUGCAAGAAGCGAUAUAAUAAGCCUCACAUUGGACCGGAAUCGCACUUGGAUUUGGUGCGGAAAACAAAGCGCUCUUUUGACAACCGCCAGCUGCACGCUCUGCGCGGAAUUUUCGAGUGGCGUGAUGCGACAGCGCGGUCGGAGGACGAGAGCUAUGGUUAUGUAUUGCCCAACCACAUGAUGCUCCAGAUCGCCGAGAGCCUUCCCAGGGAGAUGCAGGGCAUCCUGGCCUGCUGCAAUCCGAUUCCGCCACUGGUGCGACAGCAGCUGCACACGCUUCACCAGAUCGUUCUCAGGGCACGCGAUCAGCCUCUUAUCAAACCAAUUUUAGAGGCCCGUAGCAGCACACAGGCUUCCCUGCCACCUUCGACCAAGGACUUCAGCAGCAAACUCUACUGUCCGCAUGACUUUUCGCAUCAGGAGGAGACUCGUGACGACUUGCCAACGCUGUUAAAACGAAGUUCUACAUCUGGAAAACUCGUUCUGCCCAAAGAUGAGGAGAUACCCAAAGAAGAUGCAAUCAAUGUGGCACCAGCAAUGGCUCUGUUUAACAAGCCCGCCAAACCUACACAGGAAGAGGAACUGCGCUGGGCCCAUAUUCGCAAGGAGAGCGAGAACCUCCGUAUGCCCUAUAAACGCUACUUAGCCAUCCUGCCUCUGAUGGAGCAGCUGAAGGCCGAUCAGAUCGCCAGGGAACGCAGUGAGCUGCUCAAGAGACGCUUGUGUCCGGCGGCGCCAGCUCCGGAGCAAAAUAUAAAGUUGGAGGCAUCAGUGCAACAAGAAGAAGACUCCAUGUACUCCGUGCCUCUCAAGGAACAACUGAAACGGAAGCACCAAGCUAACGGAAAAGCAGACGAAGAUCACCAGCCAACUAGCAGUAAGAGGCCCCGCAAAGAUGAGAAUACACAACCUAGAGUCAAGCCAGAACCGACGGUGAAGACUGAACCUGCAGAAGCUGUUCAGGAAGUUGCAGGCGAAAGCGAUGACGAGGUCGUAGAAGUUCCAAUAGAAAGGCAGUCAGCGGAAAAAGUGAAACCAGUGCCACCGCAAAAUAAGCGACAGGAAAAGCGAAAAGAAUUUCAACGCGGUUUUAAAGCUAAGAACCGAGCAAAUCAUCCGCAGAGUUCUAAUCAGCAAGUUCCUCAGCCUAAAGGUGGAGCUAACUUUGACUACAAGAACGUGGACUUCCGGCAAUUUAAAGGCGGAGCCCAAAGAGCUCGCGGCACCGAAAUCAAACAGAAUAUGCGCGGAAAGAACCGUCCCAACAACCGCAACAAUAAACAGUUUAACAAACUUUUUACAUUUAGUAAUGUAAAAAAAGACGGCAAGAAAUAAACUGAAAAUGUGCAUUAAGUCUAAAAACAUA
Molecule: messenger RNA, 2988 nt
Organism: Drosophila ficusphila
Lineage: Eukaryota; Metazoa; Arthropoda; Insecta; Diptera; Drosophilidae
Gene: Rrp6
Product: exosome component 10
Exons: 5
Coding region: 231-2957 (908 amino acids)
Biological process (GO): nuclear polyadenylation-dependent antisense transcript catabolic process; nuclear polyadenylation-dependent snRNA catabolic process; nuclear polyadenylation-dependent snoRNA catabolic process
Cellular component (GO): nucleolus; nuclear exosome (RNase complex)
Molecular function (GO): nucleic acid binding; nucleotide binding; 3'-5'-RNA exonuclease activity
Source: RefSeq, a predicted model, not a curated record